This is a messenger RNA of Sinocyclocheilus rhinocerous, 1116 nucleotides long. Its product is annotated as calsyntenin-2-like. Gene Ontology annotation, cellular component: cell surface; postsynaptic membrane. The record is from RefSeq and is a predicted model, not a curated record. The annotation marks the transcript as partial. Gene Ontology annotation, biological process: homophilic cell-cell adhesion; positive regulation of synapse assembly; positive regulation of synaptic transmission. Lineage: Eukaryota; Metazoa; Chordata; Actinopteri; Cypriniformes; Cyprinidae. The transcript has 6 exons. Gene Ontology annotation, molecular function: calcium ion binding.
UACCUGAAAUCUUUCAGCGACUCUUAUUGGUUCUGCUGUUUAAUUAAGACGUAUUUUUAAAUAUCUCAUUGAAUGUUCUUAUUGUGUAAGUGUGAGAGAGAUCAGGAAGAACAGAAGGACCAGAGGAAUUUUACUACAAUGAAACGAAUAUUGAUCCUGAUGCUGCUCGCGCUCGGGCUGUCCUGCGUGCGUGCGCACAGAGUGAAUAAGCACAAGCCAUGGAUCGAGAGCUCAUACCAUGGCAUCAUCACAGAAAACACAGAUGCGGUUCUGUUGGAUCCUCCUUUAGUGGCUCUGGACAAAGACGCUCCAGUUCCGUAUGCUGGUGAAAUCUGUGGCUUUCACGUGCAGGGGCUCAGCGCUCCGUUCGAGGCUGUGGUUCUGAACCGCACGUCAGGAGAGGGCCGUCUGCGGGCGCGUGGACCGAUCGACUGCGAGCGACAGAGAGAGUUCACCUUCAUCAUUCAAGCUCACGACUGUGGCACGGGACCGGAGGGACACGCAGAGAGGAGAUCACACAAGGCUGUGGUGCAUGUGCAGGUGGGAGAUGUGAACGAGUUUUCCCCCGUGUUCGGUCAGUUGGAGUAUCACGGCUCGGUGACGGAGGGGAAAGUGUAUGACAGUAUUCUGCAGGUGCAGGCGUCAGACCAGGACUGCUCUCCACAAUACAGCCAGAUCUGCAACUACCAGAUCACCUCUCAGGACACAGCCUUCGCUAUAGACCGCAACGGUCACAUCAGGAACACAGAGAGCCUGAGCUUUGAUAAGAAGUCACAUUAUAAAAUCCGUGUAACGGCGUUCGACUGUGGUCAGAAGAGAGCGGCGCAGGACGCUGCCGUACACAUCCACGUCAAGCCCAUCUGCAAGCCUGGAUGGCAGGGCUGGAGCAAGCUCAUUGACUAUGAACCAGGAAUGGGCAGUAAGCUGUUAUUUCCCAAGAUGCACCUAGAGACAUGUGCGGGAUCGGUGUCGUGGAUCAGGACCACAGUGGAGCUGGAGACGAGCGGUGCUGGGAGAGGCUGUGACAGACAGUCUUACUCUGAACGAUCCUUACAGAAGCUCUGCGGUAUGAUUAACUGCUAUUUAUUCCAUUGCACGCUUCCUCAUUUCUCUUGG